Neoarthrinium moseri is the source of this 1062-nucleotide messenger RNA. RefSeq lists its product as uncharacterized. Bases 1 to 1062 code for a protein of 353 amino acids. Lineage: Eukaryota; Fungi; Ascomycota; Sordariomycetes; Amphisphaeriales; Apiosporaceae. The record is from RefSeq and is a predicted model, not a curated record. The transcript has a single exon.
AUGUUGCGAAUCUUCAUCCUCUCAGUGCUUGCACUCAUCCCCGUCGUACAGGCUCAAUGUGGCUCGGGUACGCCAGACGCCAGGGUCACGGGCUCAGGUAGCACCUUCACAGCCACUCGAGGCUCCACCAACGUGUACACUGGGUCCGACUACCGUGCUGCGAUUCAAGCUGCUCUCGACUCCAUCAGCAGCGGCCAGCGUGUUUCCGUUAUCGCAUCGGGCUCCAUUGGUGCCAACACCAUCACCAUCAGCAGUGGCAAGAUCUUCGAGGGCUGCGGUACCAUCAAUGUUGGCAACAAGUCUGGACGCGGUGCCAUCGAGUCCACCAACACCCAAAAUGUUCAAAUCCCUUACCUCACAAUGACGGGCAACCCCUACUUCGGUCUCCGAUUCUCUGGAACAUCAGGUUUGAACCUGGGAACGAUCACCAUGAACCUCAGCGGUGGCUUGGGCAUCCGCUUCGACCGUGACGCUGCAGCAAACUCCAACGUAAAGAUGGGAACCAUCACCGUGACUGGUGCCGGGAGCCACGCGGUCGAGACAUGGAACAUCAACGGUCUUGAGAUUGGCUCCGUCAUCGCGCGCAACGUUGGCGAGUCCGGUUUGCUACUCCAGAAAACCACCAAUGCGAAUGUCGGGCUCGUCGACGGUAACAACGUUGGCGCAGGCACUGGCUACGCCACCUUCCGUAUGGCAAACAACAACGGCCAACUAUCCAACGGCGCCUACACCACCAACGUUCGCGUUAACAAGGUCGUCUCCCGCGGAGGCGGCCGUGGUGUCUUCUGCGUCUCGCAGUCUGGAGGUGUUGAGAUUACCACUGUCGACCUCGCAAAUAAUGGCAACAAUGCUAUCCUCAUCGAAAAUUGCUAUGGCGUCAACAUUCGUGGUGGUACUGUCAACGGGGGAGGAGAGGUUCGUAUCUCAGCUCGCAGCGAGUUUCCCAACACCCGCGAUAUCUCGAUCACCCUAAGGGUAGACGGUACUACCGUCCGUGAAUCACCCUGUGGAGAUAACACUACCUGGAACCUCUCAGGCAAUGGCGGCAGAACUAUCUGCUAA